Molecule: messenger RNA, 1665 nt
Organism: Fraxinus pennsylvanica
Lineage: Eukaryota; Viridiplantae; Streptophyta; Magnoliopsida; Lamiales; Oleaceae
Source: the annotation of a GenBank genome assembly
AUGAUGGGUUCAGAGAAUAAUCACUCAACCAGAGAACAGAUGGAAACCUUAAUUCUCAAUGAAGACGAUGGCAGCAAGUACGAUGUUUCGAGCUCCAUAUCCUAUUCCAAUUACCGCAGUGCAAUGACCACACUGUCCUCCUCCGGUCACCCUCUGUUGACCCCGUCGUCCAUUGCCACCACCCAUACAGUGUCGGAUCCGCUGUUAUUUCCCUCUCACGAUUCCAUCCCGGAAUCCCUUUCCUACGCUGAUGUCAAUAUCAGUCCCCUUGAGGAUAGUCCCACUGUCUCCUCCUCCGACGGAGCCGGUGGGAGCGGUGAAAUACGCGACGAAUUAAGGGUUUCGCCACGGUCCCAGCUGGAAGGCUCCGAGUAUUUGAGAAUCACGGUUUCUGAUCCAAAAAAAGAGGUUGAAUCUUCUAACUCAGUUGUUCGGGGUGGCAACAGUUAUGUUACGUAUUUGAUCACGACUAAUACGAAUAUUCAGGAGUAUGGAGACUCGGAUUUUAGAGUCCGGAGGCGGUUUAGGGAUGUUGUUACGCUUUCUGAUCGCCUGGGUGAAGGCUAUAGAGGAUAUUUUGUUCCGCUACGGCCUGAUAAAAGUGUGGUGGAGAGCCAGGUGAUGCAAAAGCAAGAGUUUGUGGAACAGAGGAGAGUUGCGUUGGAGAAGUACUUGAGGAGGCUUGGAAUGCACCCUGUGAUUAGGAAGAGCGAUGAGUUAAAGGAGUUUCUAACAGUGGAGGGGAGGAUGCCUAUGUCACCAAGAACUGAUGUGGCAUCAAAGGUGCUUCAUGGGGUGGUGAGGCUGCCAAAGCAGCUGCUGGGGGAGUCAAGGAGUGUAGUUGAGUCGCAGGAUGCUGUGGAGCCAACCAAGGGCAGAAGGGAUUUUCUGAGGCUGUUUAAGGAGUUGAAGCAGUCAGUUGUGUAUGAUUGGGGUAGGUCAAGGCCUCCUAUGGAGGAGGAGGAUAAAGAAUUCUUGGAGAAGAAGGAGAAGUUACAUGAUCUCGAGCAGCAACUUACUAAUGCUUCUAAACAGGCGGAGUCACUGGUUAAAGCACAGCAAGAUAUGGGGGAUACAAUGGGAGAAUUGGGACUAGCAUUUAUUAAGUUGACUAAGUUUGAGAAUGAACAUGCCAUAUUGAAUGCUCAAACAGCGAGGGCUGCUGACAUGAAAAAUGUUGCAACUGCAGCUAUCAAAGCAGGCAGAUUGUAUCGAGCAUUAAAUGCACGGACCAUGAAGCAUUUGGAUACAUUGCAUGAUUAUAUGGGGCAGAUUUUAGCUGUACAUAGUGCAUUCUCUGAUCGUUCUAGUGCUUUGUUGACAAUACAAACUCUUACAUCAGAACUGUCUUCCUUGAAUUCAAAACACGAAUCUGCAUCAUCCAAAACUUUUGUUGGUGACAACUCUAGGACUCACAAAUUAGAAGAGCUAAAAGAAUCCAUUAGGGUCACAGAGGAUGCUAAAAGCCUUGCAAUCAGAGAUUACGAACGAAUCCAGGAAAAUAAUAGAAGUGAAAUGAAAAGGCUAGAUAGCGAAAGGCAGGCUGACUUUCUUAAUAUGUUGAAAGGAUUUGUUACUAAUCAGGUGACAUAUACAGAGAGGAUUGGAAAUGAGUGGACUAAGGUUGUGGUGGAGACUAGUAGAUAUGCCAAAGAGAAUGCGUAG